Psammomys obesus (fat sand rat) is the source of this 3733-nucleotide messenger RNA. It is a transcript of the gene Fut4, whose product is annotated as fucosyltransferase 4. Gene Ontology annotation, molecular function: alpha-(1->3)-fucosyltransferase activity. Bases 117 to 1418 code for a protein of 433 amino acids. The record is from RefSeq and is a predicted model, not a curated record. The transcript has a single exon. NCBI's taxonomy places the organism in Eukaryota, Metazoa, Chordata, Mammalia, Rodentia, Muridae. Gene Ontology annotation, cellular component: membrane.
UCUGGGAGGGACAGGGUGGCGCCGGGCCAAGGCUGCCCGCCCUGCUCACCUCGUCCUGGACCUGGGAGGGGCGAGGCACCUCCCGUGGGCCUGUGGAUGCCCCGCCCGCCCCCUCCAUGGCCCUGGCAGGGCGAGAGCGGCAGCAUGAGAGCCGGUGCCGCCCCUCACGGCCGGUGGACGCGUGGCGAGCCGCGGCCGCCGAUCGUGGACGCUGCAUGGGGACACCGGGGGCCCGGCGACGCGCACGGCGCGGAGGCUGGGGACUUCCCCCGAGCUCCCCUGCGCUCGCCAUAGCGGGGCUGCUGUGCACCGCGUUGACCGCCUGCAUCUGCUGGAGACAGCUGCCGCAGCUGCCCUGGGCAUCUCCAGCCCCGCCACGCCCGGUGGGCGUGCUGCUCUGGUGGGAACCCUUCGAGGGGCGCCGUGUCCACCCCAGGCCUCCGCCUGAUUGCAACCUGCGCUUCAACAUCAGCGGCUGCCGCUUGCUCACCGACCGCGCGGCCUACGGGGAGGCUCAGGCAGUGCUGUUCCACCACCGCGACCUGGUGAAGGGACCCCCCGACUGGCCCCCGCCCUGGGGAGCCCAAGGACGCACGGAUGAGGCGCUGGAGCUACGCGUGUUCGACGACCAGGAGGGAGCGGUGAUGCUAGCCCGCGAAGCCCUGGAGACCGCAGGCUCUAGACCCCCGGGUCAGCGCUGGGUGUGGAUGAACUUCGAAUCACCCUCCCAUACCCCGGGGCUGCGGGGCUUGGCGAGGGACCUCUUCAACUGGACACUGUCCUACCGGACAGACUCUGAUGUCUUCGUGCCCUAUGGCUUCCUCUAUCCCAGGAGCCAUCCAGCUGACCAGCCGCCAGGCCUGGGUCCCCCGCUGGCCCGCAAGCGGGGACUGGUGGCCUGGGUUGUGAGCCACUGGAACGAGCGCAUGGCACGGGUCCGUUACUACCACCAGCUGAGUCAGCACGUGUCUGUGGACGUGUUUGGCCGGGCGGGACCCGGGCAACCACUGCCAGCCAGCGGGCUGCUGCACACUGUGGCCCGCUACAAGUUUUACCUGGCCUUUGAGAAUUCACAGCACGUGGAUUACAUCACAGAGAAGCUGUGGCGGAAUGCCUUUCUGGCUGGGGCUGUGCCAGUGGUGCUAGGCCCGGACCGAGCCAACUAUGAGCGCUUCGUGCCUCGUGGCGCCUUCAUCCACGUGGACGACUUCCCUAGUGCGGCCUCCCUGGCUGCCUACCUACACUUUCUCGACCGAAACGUGGCUGUCUAUCGCCGCUACUUCCACUGGCGCCGGAGCUAUGCGGUGCACAUUACCUCUUUCUGGGAUGAGCCAUGGUGCCGGACAUGCCAAGCUGUGCAGACCUCCGGGGACCAGCCCAAGAGCAUCCGAAACUUGGCAGGCUGGUUCGAGCGAUGAGGCCAUUCUGCUGUGAACUGACUAGUCUCCUUGGCUGAGUUUUCUAAAUACCCAGCAUGCUUGAUGGGAAAAAGAUAAGCCUACCAGUUUUAUUGUUUAGCACAAGGAUGGGAAAAUUCCCAGGUCCUCACGGCUUUUUUACGGAGAUCUGCGCUGGCUGUUAAGGGACUUUGGAGCUCUGGGUGAGGAAGGAGGCCCUUCUUUACCUGUUCCCCAUGUGAAGAAGUGGCUUUUCCUUUUGGGCACAGGCCUCAUCGGGGGUCUAUGUGCACUCUAAAAUUGAGACAUAUUUGUUCUCUGAUCCAUGUCUGCUUGGACCAACGAGAGCAGAGCACUGGAUUUUGAAAGCCGGUGGGUAUGAGAAAGUAGAAGAACUCUACCCGGGUUUUUCUUUGGCGUUUGGAUUCCUCAAACACUCUGACCCUGGAAAAGAUAAGAAGCCAUUGAUUCCCUUCACCAGCUGUUUAUAUCCCCAGCCCUGGAAUAGAAGCCAGAGGCAAGAUUAUCCUCUGAGGAAAAUUAUGAUGAAGACAUGGGUGUGCCUCAGUUCAUACUAGUAACCUAGUCCCGAAAAGCUGCAUUAGAGUGACACCCCAAUUCAGGGCCCUAUGGGAGUGCAGUAUUUAAUAGAAAUAAGUGGAAAGUCCCUUUGCAAUGUGAAUGACCCUCUCUUGAUUAUUCUGUCUUUAAAGUUCCCUAUAACCUGGAUCAGGAAAACAUUCAAAAUAGAGAUAUGAGAAAAAACAUUCUUGUCCUUUUCCUAACCAGUGUUUACAAAUGGAAGAAACAUAAAUGACGUCAUAUCCACAAAUGUGUUUAUUCUGUCUCUGCUGGACCUGAAAUUCAAACUGGAAUGUUAGUCCUUCAGCAGUGCUGUGCAGAGAGAACUGUAAAAGAUUUCACUGAACUAUGGGUUUGUGCAAAAGGGGGAAAAAAAACAACUUGUGUUUGUAUAUGGUUGUUUGGUUUCUGUCCAUUUUUUGUUAAAUGGAACUGAACAAGUGCCUACAAUGAAUGGUCUGUUCUUUGUUAAGUGCUAAGAUCUACAGAUUCUCCUCUGAAUCUGCAUCUCAGUACACUGAUUCCAGUGCCUUUGAGUCUAGCUGUGGGGCCAAUCUUGGAAAUACACUCAUUGAUUUUUCCAAGUUCAACAGAUGUCAGGGCAUGCCUGCUUGUGCCAAAUUACUGGGCUUGGGUCCUCAGGGAAGGUAUAGAGAGGUAUGAGCAGGUGCCUUCUCUGUGGGGCAACUAUAGUCUACCACUGCCGCAGGGGAAUAGGGAUUUGGGUCACACAAAGUGUCGUUCAUAAAUCAGCCAGUUGACUGAAGUCCUCAAGCUAUUAAGCUAGGCCCCUUAGUCACUGACAUGGGCAGGGUCCGAGAUUUAUUUGCUGUGUACAGAGUUCUGCCCCUGUUUGCUCAGGACAGUUACCUGAGUCUUAGAUCAGGUUCACCUCCUAGAGCUCUUGUUACGAGUAGGCUUGAAAGGCUCACUUAGGCCCAGGUGUUUCUAUUCUGUCUUUCAUAAAAGGAGUAAUUAAAAGCUGUGAAUAACAUUGCCUCAUUAAAGCUUUACAGUGUGGGCAGAAGCGCAACUAUAGAAUACCAGCUGUCCAACAAAGACAAACAAAAGUUUUGGGGGUUUUGUUUGGUUGGUUUGGUUUUCAAGACAGGUUUUCUCUGUGUCGUCCUGGAACUCUCUUUGUACACCAGGCUGGGCUUGAACUCAGAGACCCACCUGCCUCUGCCUCUCUUGGGCUGGGAUUAAAGGUGUAUAUCACCAUGCCCAACUUAAAAGUUCUGUUUUUAAAAGUGAGUAUUGAUGCGAUAUUGGCUAGGGGUCUCAGUGUUUUGGGGGAUCUACACUGGGCAGUGGGAGGGGGGUUAAGAUUUGCUAAUGUGGGUCAGCUUUGCCUUCCAGCUGGGGGACACCUGGCUGAGGAGUGACCCAGGCAUAGAGUCCCUCUUUUGUGACCUGUGGGAAAACACCUGACAAUUUCCUGUGGGAAGUAAAAGCUGGCUCAAUAUGUAUGUAUCCAUAAGCAUAUUUCCUUCUUACUUUGUAGGGAGUUUAGGAUAUCCUCAUAUGCAUUUUACAUCUGAAAUUAAAUUUUAGGAUCUGUUACAGAACAAAUCUAAACUAGGAAGGUGAGUCAUAUAUUGCGUUUUCCAAAUAAAUCCUUAAAGCUGAGCCAUAUUUUAGGACCAUACAAUUUCUAUUAAGCUUGUAUUUUCAGAUUAGAAGUACAUGUGUUUUGAUAAAGCUAUGUAAAUUAAAAUAAUAUGGAUUGCUUCACCUAUACAUUUCUCAUUAAA